Molecule: messenger RNA, 883 nt
Organism: Aspergillus wentii DTO 134E9
Lineage: Eukaryota; Fungi; Ascomycota; Eurotiomycetes; Eurotiales; Aspergillaceae
Product: MBL fold metallo-hydrolase
Exons: 1
Coding region: 1-855 (284 amino acids)
Source: RefSeq, a predicted model, not a curated record
AUGUCUCUUCGAUGCUCAGUCUACGUAACCCCCUCUCUGCCCUUCCAGCGACCCGACGGCAAACGAGCCAUCUGGUCUCCGAUCUCCAGCACUCUCAUCAUCGGCGAGAAAGAAGCAGUCCUAGUUGAUACACCAUUUACCAUCGACCAAACGAACGAUUUGGCCGACUGGAUCGAGAGCCAGAUUCCCAGCAAGACUCUGACGGCCGUCUACAUCACCCACGGCCAUGGAGACCACUGGUUUGGUCUUCCUGUCCUCCUGCGUCGAUUCCCCAGUAUCAUGAAUACCUACGCGACAAAAGGAACAAUCGAGCAUAUGAAAGAAGACAGCCAUUCAAGAAACUUCACUCGAGUCUGGAAACGGUUAUUUCCAGGUUUAAUCGAUGAAAACUUCCAGCUCGCUUCGCCUCUCCACGACGGGCAGUUUGUGGUUGAAGGCCACGUUUUCCAGGCGAUCGAAGUGGGCCACACGGACACGCAUGACUCGACCGUCUUAUGGGUUCCUGAUAUCAAACUGGCCGUUUGUGGAGACGUGGUGUACGGCGAUGUCCACCAGAUGCUGGCGGCAGCCAACACAUCUGCAUUGCAGGAAGAGUGGAUUGCGGCUAUCGAGACGGUGGAGGCACUUGGACCUCGACUGGUGGUGGCCGGGCAUAAAAAGCCCGGCGAGAUGGACGGAGUAUGGCAUUUGGCCAAUUCCAAGAAAUAUAUCCGUGAUUUUAUGCGGUUGCAGGAUGACGCUGUGGAUGCGGAGGAUUUGAAGAGGAAGAUGGUGGGAUUGUAUCCGACUCGGAUGAAUCCGCUGGCGCUGGAGUGGAGUGCGACAGUCAAUAUGAAGAUGAAGAUGAAGCUGUAGUCUGAUUAUAAAUUAAGAUUUAUACUUC